AUGUUGAAGUCAUUGGGAGAGUUCUGCCCCUAUGGACGACGACACACAGCACUCCAUCCUCAUUUGAUAAACGAUGCCAGCGAGAUACAAGAGGUCGACUUCAAUCUUUUCAGCAAAGGGGCCAGUUCUGCAAAUCGCCAAAAGACAUCCAGUUACAACCUUUAUGCUGUGGACGGACGACCUUUCAAAUACAUUAACGAGUUGUCAGGCGACAUUGUGGAGCAAACUUCGCAUCGGGAUCGUCGUAAACUUCCUAAUGGUGCUAUGGAUCUUGAAGAAGAGCUAUACGUGGAUGGGUCAACGGUGAUAUGGAGUCGUGGCGGGCAUAUUGUCAAGUCCUUCAAGUUCGAACUUGAAAGGCAACCAGUGGAAUUGGCUUUGUUUGCAUGGUUUCGAUUCAAAAUAUCGUAUGAUGGUGAAGGCGACGAAGCAAUGGGACGAUGGCAUGAAGAUGUGUAUUACGAUGAUGGACGUAUCCAAGGCAAUGAACACAGCACCAACAUGAUGGAUAUUGGCAGCAAAAAGAGGAAGCAUCCGGAUGUGAUUUAUGAAAACAGCAGCAGCGGCAGCAGCAAUAUCAACAACAGCAACAAACGACGUGGUACAGCGAGAUCGAAUACAGAAUUACGCAAAGCGUUAUGCAUCAUUCUACGAGAUUCAGUCAAGAUCUAUUUUGAAGAUGGUUUAAUGUAUUCGGUUCAUCUCAAUUUCCCAGUACAAAGAGCAUACGCCUUGCAUGUUGGUUUAAUACUCGAGAGGAAACGUGCUGAUAUGAUCGAUGAUGCGAAUGCAGCAUUUCUUCAACCCUUUGUGUGUAUCACGGAUCCUAUGGGCGAAUGUGAAUUGGUUACAAUGACGGAUGAUGGGAAUCGCUCCUUUUCACUUGAUUUUCGUAAAGACAUGAUGGGUGUGCCUGUGGAUCAUGAGCUCGUAUUUGCAACUUCAGUGGAUUAUUCACGUGGAGAUCCAGAAAAGCAACAGUUGAUUGUCACCUACAAUGCAAAGAAACAUGCCCAUUUCGUUUGGAUGCUCACCGACGAGGAAGAGAGACUUAAGCAGCCAAAGAUUAAGCGAAAGCCGCCACCACAAUCUGCAGCGUCAUUUCCAUCACUCAAAAAUCGUAAAAAGUCAAAGAGCAAAAGAGUCAAGCAUAACAACAUGCCGUCACCCAUCGCAACCACUCCUCCACCAUUAACUCGCAAGGAUUCUUUGGCACAAUUUCAUGAGGAUUUCAGUUCGGAUACGGAUCAAUUGUAUGGAUCAGAGGCAGGCGAUAGCUUUCAUGAAUCGGAUGAUGCUGGUCAUUUUCUCCAUUUGUUAUAUGAAACUAAUCCAACCAAGGGUGAUCGGCGGAAACAUGCACGUGAUACAGUCUUUUUGGCUCAUGACAAUGAUGGGAUGGAUCUUUUAUGCAUCAUGAGGAAUCGGGAGCAGACCGUCUUGAUAUUGAGCAUCAACAAACUAUUGGCACGUGACAUGGAUGUAUUAUUGAAAAAGAUCUCUGCACGCAGCGCUGUGUCAAUCACAUCGAAGAACGGCACCAGACACAUUCUUCUUUUGCGUACCGGGAAUCGUAUUCAAUUCGUUGUGGAGCCGCGAAAGGAGAUACUCGUCGAUGUCAUUUUACCUUCCACAUUAUCCGAGAAAAUCAAAGAGCUCAGCGAUGCAGUUGCAACAAGCUUCAAUGUUCACAUGGCUGAUGGGCGUAUCGAACGCUAUCGUGCUGAUGUUUUUCCAUAUUCUGGCAUAGUCCAGGAUGGUGUAGCAGCUUUAUCAUGCGUCCUUUCCACUUUUACACACGCCUUGUUUCGAAAGCGUCUCAUCGAGCAUCUUUACAGCACACUCUCCUCCAACAACCCAAUACAUCGAAUGACAUGCGAAUGGGUUUCAUUUAUUAUCGCCCUUUUAUCCUUUGUAUCUAUCGAGAAUUGCAACAUUAUCACAACAGCAGCUACACUCUUGGACAAAGUUUCAGAACCAUCAUUUCCUACGUGGCUAUCGCUGGUCGAUUCAUCUACAAAGUUACGACAAACCUAUGCGGGUGAACACAUCGCCAUGGACUUGGAAGCUGUUCUUCGGAGCCUACACAUGCUCCAUGAAGAUUAUCGACUAUCUCAAAUCAAGUCUCGGUCGCUUUUGCCAAAGUUGAAUCACUUGAUGAUCCUCCUAUCAGUGUUGUCUGGAAAUCGGGAAUGGGUAGCACACUAUACAAAGGACAUUGCUGUCUCUUUUUCUCAAGUCUUGAGCGAUCUUAGCCAUGUCAAAGGCAAGAAGAUCAUGUCACCACCUACCGAUAUUAUUGGCACUAUACGAUAUUAUUCACCCAUUCCACCUCAUCGCCUCAGCUUGGAAGAUGUCUUUGGUAUUCCUCGGAUUGACCCAGUGCUUGGUUUACGGUGGAACGCUUUUGGACAUACGAUCGACAUGACUUGGUUACUGUAUCGGAUGCUGCGAGCUGAGGAAUAUGAAAGAAUGGUCGAUCGAAUGGUGGAAGAAGAGAUAAAACGCUAUGAAAUCGAAGACCUUCAUCCUAUCAUUGGUGAGCCACUGAUAGCAGCUUUGGACCUUUUGCGAGAAAAUCCUCCAAUGACAUGGACUUCAGAACACUACAAUUUGAUUGGUAGGCAGGACAUGGUGAAUCAAUUAUUGGAAAGUAAAUCAGUGAUUGAUCCCAAUGGCGAUCAUUUUCGAUUGGAUACCAUUCAGCCUGUCAAAACGAAUAUGCAUGAUCUAUGCAAGAGCAUCACAAUGGACCCACCAUCACGAUCCACCACCUCCACCUCCACCCAUGCAUAUGAUACAUUGGAUGUCCAUACCGAAAAGUUGCGUUUUGGCUAUGAAGGGGUUUUGGAAACGGUGCGGAGCUCAUUGGAUAUAACACGAACACCAGAGUUGACUGUGCCUGAUCGUCCUGAUUUAAGUGACGCUGAUAUAUCUGCUGAGCACCAAACACAUAUGAUGAAUCUCUUGCAACGUACUGCAGCUCUUUCAGUGGGAAGAGGAAUUUAUGGAUUUGGCACCUACAUACCCGAUUUGACAAAGGACUUUCCUAUCAAAUCCAUCAAUCUCUCAGCGAAGCUGCUUCCUUUACGCACCAUAGUCACUGCUGAUGAUCGACAUUGGGCACCCGAGUAUUUUGAUUGGCCUCGUUUUCAUAAUGGAGUAGCAGCUGGUCUACAGAUAUCACCCAGUUGUCGAGUAGGUGGAUCAUGGAUUGACUUUUGCAACCGAGAAGAAGAAUUACGACCAGAGCAUGGCGGAUUUCUACUUGCGUUGGGUUUGAACGGCAAUUUGAGGGAUCUUCCUUUGAUCAGUUGGUAUCGUUACAUGACACAACCAUGCGAAUUAGCCACCACUGGAUUUGUGCUUGGUCUUGCAGCAGCCUAUCGAGGAACAAAAAACAGCAAAGUGACCAAACUUCUUGCCGUUCAUGUGCCAGCACUUUUACCUUCGGGUUCCACUACACUCAACCAUUCUAUCGCCAUCCAAUCUACGUCCCUUGUCAGCCUUGGUUUGGUUUUUAUGGGUUCGUGCGAUAGAUUGAUGAGUUCGGUAAUGGUGGCCGAAAUUGAGAGAUACGCCGACGCCAAUCCAUCUACCUUGGAAGUCAAUUUUGAAGGUUGUGCACUAGCAGCAGGAUUUGCCCUUGGAUUUGUGACACUUGGACGUGGUGAUGAAUCAGCUGGCUUAUUUGAUCUUCAUCUCAAAGAUAAGCUAUCCCGUUUAAUGCUGGGGCAGACAUCAUUAUCUACAACAGCCACGGGGACAAGGGAACGACCUACAACAGCACAAGGAAAGCAUACAACAACGACAUCAUCAUCCCAUCAUCAUGACAACGGAUACAAAUCAUCACGCGACAAGCUUUCUGAGCCAGCUGCCAAACCUAUCAACCUUGAUGUCACUUCACCAGGAGCCACCAUUGCACUUGGUUUAAUGUAUAUGAGGACGAAUAACGUUCGCGUGGCAGAAUCCAUUGAUGUAUUGAUGACUCGGCCUUAUCUCAAUUACAUUCGACCCGAUCUUUUAAUGCUACGUAUUGUGGCUCGAAAUAUGAUCAUGUGGAAUAGCAUUCAGCCUACGGAUGAGUGGAUCGACAACCAUAUUCCUGAAUUCAUCAACCAUGAUGUUAACCAAGAGCAUUCAACGCGUUCCUCCCAAUUGAUUGAAGCAUCAAAACAAGCCAUGUACAAUAUCAUCAGUGGUGCAUGUUUAAGUCUUGCCCUUCGAUUCGCAGGAUCGGAUAACAAACAAGUGUUCCAAUGCUUAUUACGUCGACUUGAUAAUCUUAUGAGGAUAUCGAAUAUGACCGCUGUAGGUUUCCAAGAAAACAUUACACGAAGCGUGGUGCGAUCAUGUGUCGGGGUGGUGGCAACGGCCGCAGCAAUGGUAGUUGCAGGAACCGGCAAUUUGGAUUUACUUUCACGCCUCAAGACCUUGCAUGGUCGUGUAGGUCCACACACACGAUAUGGUGAUCAUAUGGCAGCGCAUAUGGCAAUGGGCCUUCUAUUUGCAGGAUUGGGUGGUUAUACAUUGAGCUCGUCCAUGGAAGCCACUGCAGGGCUGCUUUGUGCUUUUUAUCCAUUUUAUCCUAUUUCGCCCGAUGAUAAUCGAUAUUACUUGCAAGCGUUUCGUCAUCUUUGGGUCAUGUCGAUGGAUGUGCGGUGGUUGAUGCCAUUGGAUGUGGACACUGGCAAACCAUGUCGAGUACCUCUUUUGGUCAAUGUACAACAGGAUGAACCAUGGCUCCCAGAACAAGUAACACGAGAAAUGCGGAUAUUUGCACCAAACGUUCUUCCAAGCUAUACCCUUGUCAAAUCUAUCAGACUCGACAGCUCCCGUUAUUAUCCAUUGUGUCUCAAGUUGGAUGGAGGUUCUUAUCAAAAAGCGGUGACAAAUUCGGGCAUGUUGUAUAUCCAAAGGCGGCCUGGAUGCAAAACCCAUGAUGAGUGUCCCGAAGAUAAUAUCCCAUUGGAUGGUGUUAUGUCAUUGAAGAUUGAUUAA
Messenger RNA from Lichtheimia ornata, 5001 nucleotides. RefSeq lists its product as uncharacterized. Bases 1 to 5001 code for a protein of 1666 amino acids. Gene Ontology annotation, cellular component: anaphase-promoting complex. Gene Ontology annotation, biological process: protein K11-linked ubiquitination; metaphase/anaphase transition of mitotic cell cycle; anaphase-promoting complex-dependent catabolic process. The transcript has 8 exons. The record is from RefSeq and is a predicted model, not a curated record. Gene Ontology annotation, molecular function: molecular adaptor activity. NCBI's taxonomy places the organism in Eukaryota, Fungi, Mucoromycota, Mucoromycetes, Mucorales, Lichtheimiaceae.